ACCAAAAUGAGGGCCUAAAUUUUGAAAAAUUAAGGCCCAUUUUCUUGAUAAUUUAGUCUGAAAUUAAAAAAGAAUGUCUUAAAAGGCCAAGUUAUGCCCUAAAUAUCGAAUAAUUUGGGGCCCUGAAUUUUUUUGGCCCACCCCUGUCCCCUCAGAACCGCCAGUGCUCUGUAUUGACAGGAUAAUAUCAAGAGGGGCCUAGUAGGAAAUAUGAUUUCACAAUAAUGGUCUCCCACUUGGCUCACCAUUUAUAAGCAAUAAGUUCGAAAUUGAAGUAUAAUAUGCAUAACUAGUAUAAUAACCCUCAAAAUGAUAAUGAUUAGUUGAAAAUUCAACUGAAUUAACUCUGAGAAGUGGAACAUAUAAGAGCUGUUCUGAAUCUGAUUGUUUCAAGAGCAGCUGGAUAUAAGGGCAUGUGUGUGCCAUCGAAAUAUUAAUUACAUCAUUAAAUAAAAAAGUAAUGAUAAGUGCGCAUACUUACCAAAUCAUUUAAAAGUUUCUUUGGUCCAAUACCUGCUACUUCUUUCAUUGCAACAGAUGUAAGGCAUAAUAAAACGAAAAAGUACUCCAUUUUGUUAUUUUAUAUAUCCGUUAAACAUGAUAAGCACUGUUUGAAUAUUUUGUCUAAAUCACAUAGACACCGUAGAAUGAAUGCUGUGUUUGCCCUAUAAACAAGGUCCCUCUGCCUAAUACAGAUCUGUAUCUUCACCAAAACAUCAUUUUCCUGUACAGCCACUCAUUAACAACGGUUAUUAUACAACGAUUCCAUGUCCGGGUAUUCCACAGUGGUUUGGAAACAGAUUAAUCAACUUUAAUCAAUGUAAUGUGAGACUUUGCUCUGAUACUUGGAUGGUAAAAUAUGUUACUCUCUCAAAUAUUAGAUACAUAUAGGUUGUAGAAAGAUAAAUCAAGUCGUAUUCAGUCACAAUAAGUUGCAGCUGUGCAUGCAUUGGAUUAUAUAAAAUAAGGAUAAACAAACAGUCAUUUGGGAUCGUAACGGGUCGUAACUUACAAAAAAGUUAAAACGAAUAACAUAAUAAACGGCAUUACCUAACUGUGAAAUGUGGUGGUUUGAAAUCCGGGAUUCGAAGGCAUACCUUCAUAAAAGCACUGAUGAAGAGUUUUCAUCUGAAAUCGUUGAGCUGGGUGACACUGACAAAACAAAGAUUGGUCAAAUUCAGAUGAAAAUCUACAACUGUAAAAAAGAUGAAAGAAAAGUUGAAAGCAUGCCUUUGUUACUGUCGAUGCUGGAUACAAACAAAAAUGAAAACACAAAGAAGUUUGCAGGGCAAGGUGUUAAAUCCCGGUCGGUCUUCACGAGGCUAUGGAAGAGCAUGAUUGCUGAUAUUUCCAAGACAUCAACGCAACACCAACAAGCUGAAGCAAACCAACAGCUCUGCAAGGAUGCCCCUGCACUUGUUAUUGGUUCAGAGACUUCAUCCGUUAGUCAGAUAAAGGAAACCCAAAGAUUGAGUGCAGAGCCUCUUAACAAUGACUCAACAGAUAUAGCACUCAAGACACACACUUUAGGAAGAGACUUGAUGCUUCCAGUUGAUUGCCUGUUUGAAGCUUCUACAGACAACAAGAUUAGAGAAAUCCAGGAAGCUCAGGUCGAUUCAAUAGUUGAGUCAAUUAAACUUAGACCAGAUGCCUGCUUUACUGUCAUGAUUGGCCACCUUCAUAACAAGCCCACUGAUAUUGAGUCAUUCCUAGAUGGUCGCCAUUUAGUUGAGAUCAUUGGAGGGAACCACACGCUACGGGCUAUACAACGAUUAUUUAAAAAUGAUGGUUGCAGUCCAGACUCCAGAUAUGCUAAGUGGCCAGUACGGUUAUACUGGGGUCUCAACUCGCUCCAACUCCUAAAAUUAGCCAUGGACCACAAUGAAGUCCACAACGUACAGAAGUCGAGGUCCUACAGAGAUACUGUGUAUCUAUUCCGGAAACAACUGGUUACGCUUCUAGGUGACAACCCAAUACCAGAGGAACUGCCAAAAGAAAUAAACAAGAAAUGGCGCACAAACCUAUGCAUGAUAUUGAGAAUAAAGGAGCAACAGAAGUUUUCCAGCCAAUAUCAAAACUAUACCAAAGUGGCCAGUCUUCCUGAACCUAUAUGGCACAAAGUCUCUCAAUUCUUCAAAGCCUGGGAUGAGAACAAGAUCAAACUGAAGCCCAGAGGUGAAAUCAAGCAGACAUGUAUGAUGAAUGUAACAGCAUCCCAUUGGCAACACCUUGAUGAUGUGACAAAUGGAAGAAUCACAUACAGAGAGUUUAUCAAGAAAAAGAAGCCUAUGAAAAACAAAGAACGCGGUGAUGUUGACACUGAUAUUGCUGCAACUGAAACCACAGUGACUGAAAUCCAUGAUGAUGACAGAGAUGAUAAUGAGGUUGGUCCCAAAGACAAUGAUAACACUAAAGAUGCACAGGAUGAGAUUAAGAAG
Owenia fusiformis is the source of this 2438-nucleotide messenger RNA. The record is from the annotation of a GenBank genome assembly. Lineage: Eukaryota; Metazoa; Annelida; Polychaeta; Sabellida; Oweniidae.